This is a messenger RNA of Pundamilia nyererei, 1298 nucleotides long. RefSeq lists its product as uncharacterized. Bases 222 to 989 code for a protein of 255 amino acids. The transcript has 2 exons. Lineage: Eukaryota; Metazoa; Chordata; Actinopteri; Cichliformes; Cichlidae. Gene Ontology annotation, biological process: regulation of autophagy. Gene Ontology annotation, cellular component: mitochondrion. The record is from RefSeq and is a predicted model, not a curated record.
GAUAAACCUGCAUUCUGCCUCUGCCUCUGGUCAGAGACAGUUGAAGCUUCACAGCACAAUUAACAAGCAGCAGCAGAUGAAAACAGAGGAUCGUAAAUAAAAUUGAGGAGACAAAAAAAAGAGAGAACGAGAGCGACGGAUGCAGGCUGCUAUUUAAAGCUGCACCAGGAGAAGAGACAAGAAAAGAUUCGGUGGACUCAACAAAGAUCAUCCGUAAAGCUAUGCGGCCGCGGUCCAGACUGCUGUCCAAGAGGAGACUGACGCUGCCCACAAUCAGAGAGGGCAGCGAGGAGACGGUUAGAGAUUUGAACGAAGCCAACACGCUCCAUAAUUCUGGUCACUGCCAGGCUUUGUCAUCGGAGGACUACCUCCUCUCCAUCUGCCACCUGGCCCACCCCACUUUUCCCAGCCGGGAUGUUUCCCCGGACACUUUCCACACACAGCAGCAGGACACUGCGCAGCAGAAGCUGAGGCCAUCGUGGAUUGAAUACAACCCGAAAGAGGAGGCACGUGCUGCUGAUGCGCAGCAGGCAGAGGGGAAAGAACUAAACAGACAGCUGAAGUUUGGCAACUCUGACCCUCUUGAGUAUAUUUAUGGACACCAGAACAGCUUCUCUACCCUCUCAGGAGGUAGGAGGAGAGCAUUUGUCGAGGGGAGGUUUAUGAGGCAGCACGGCAGCGUAUGGGAGAGCAGAGUGUGCGUGCGAGCCCACAGCAUUGCCCUUGGUUCAAAUCCAGAUUUCCCACAACAACAUGAGGGCAGUUGCUCUGAAUUAAACAGCAAAACUGACACUUCAGUUCCAAACAUCUCCCCAAAACACACCUUGGCCAGGUCGGAGGCCAGCAUAGCUUGCAGAAAGGCAGAGGGAGAGAGGCUGAAUCCAGCCAUCAAACAGUCCCUCAUCUCUCAGUGGAUCUCUGACUGCAGGCUGGCAUGGAGGGAGGCACGCACUCGAGCCUGUAUGCUUCCUGCCAUUGCUGAGGUGUAGCAUGUAAAUGGACAGUCAAUGUAACAUUCUCCAGUAAAUUAUUCUAAUCUUUUGUGUCAGUGCAUGAGACAUUGACAUUAGGAGACACAUAGAAAUACACAUUUGAAAAGAUACAGAGACAAGUAAAGACUACUACAAUUGUCCAUCUGUAACAUUAUAUCAGUGUUAAUAUUCACUAUUACAACCUUUCUGCUCUUAAUGUAUGCCAGUGAUCAUAACAAACCAUGAAAAUGAGCAAUUCUGUAAUGUCCUUUUUAAUAUCUUCCAGUGUUUGUAAAUGACAUGAAGAAAUAAAGCAGUCUUUUGAUA